CACUAGGAAACAUUCGUGCCUCUGAGCCUCUUGAACUGGUCAGCAUCGAUUUUUGGUCGGCUGAAGAUUCCGCUAAUAGGUCCUUGGAUGUGCUUGUCGCCACGGACCAUUUCACUAAAAUGGCACACGCCUUCCUGUGUCCCAACCAGUCAGCCAAAGCAGUCGCUCAUCAGCUAUGGAAUAACUACUUUUGCAUUUAUGGAUUUCCAAAGCGGCUUCAUUCCGAUCAGGGAGCCAACUUUGAGAGCGCUCUAAUUGCGGAGUUGCUGAGCGUGGCUGGGGUGCAAAAAUCGCACACUACACCCUAUCACCCCAUGGGUAAUGGCUCAUGUGAAAGGAUGAACCGUACGCUAGGUAACAUGAUUCGAGCACUGCCCCCUAGAGCAAAACACCGUUGGCCCGAUGCCCUGAAAUCAUUGACAUUUGCUUAUAACUGCACUGUACACGAGACAACUGGCUAUGCUCCGUUCCUGCUCAUGUUCGGUAGAGUGCCGCGACUCCCGGUGGAUGUGAUAUUUGGUUCGGUUCUCAAUGAUCCAGAAGUUGUGGACUAUGAUCGUUAUGUUGAGUCCUUGCGAAAAAACUUGUGUGAAGCAGUGGCCAUAGCACAAUCAAUGGCAACUAAACAACUUCAGCGCCACAGUGAUCUGUACAACAAGAAAGUGCGUGGGGCUCCGGUGGAUGUGGAUGAUCGAGUGUUAUUAGCCAACAAGGGGGAGCGUGGAAAACGGAAGCUCGCUGAUCGUUGGGAAAACACAAUCUAUGUCGUGAUCGAGAAAAACGAUGAGAGCCACACCUUUAAGAUUCAGAACCCCACCAGUGGUCAGAUAAAAGUUGUUCAUCGUAAUCUGAUAAUGCCAGUGAACUUCCUGCCUCUGUCUGAUUCAGAUUCUAAUGCUCAGGAACAGGAUGUUGUGUCCCUUGCAUCAAGUUCAGUGGACAUCAGUGUAGACAGGUCAGCAGUCACUGAUGUUGCUUCGGGGUCAGUUGAGUUUCGGACAAGGGCAUGGGUGUCUGAGUUACCAUCAGCAUCUGGCAGUGUUACGGAUGACCCUAUGGUGACUGAAGUUGACACUGUUCCUGACCGUAGAUCCCGAGCUGGACGGUUACUGAGACCAGUGUCUAGACUUAUUGAAAUUAUGCACUAGUGACUUGCGUCGGUCUUUGGAGUUUUUGGUGUUGGAAUACAGUUUUGUUUUCCAUUUUUAUUUUAUGAGAGGUUUGCAACAUUUUUGUAAUGUUGUCAUUUUGAGUUUGUCAUUUGAAAUUAUUUGACAUGGGUCUAGUCUAUUCUGAGGUGUAUUACAGUUACAUAUGUAUAGAAUAUGUAGGUGGGCAUAUUCUUUUUCCCUAUGUGUGUAGAUGGGAUUUGGCCAGUCCUUUUUCUCACGCUAAUCUUUUGAUGGUUUUCGUAACUGGGUGUGUAGCUGUAAUGGUAAUUAAGUAUUCCUCAUUAGCAUAUUGGGAACAGUGGUGAUUGGUUUCCUGUACUCGAGAAUUGUGCCUGGUAUUUUGUGUAAUUCUAGGGGUGAAUGUAACAUGUUCAUUAUUUAUAAUAUAAUUACACAAAAUUGUUCUUUUAUUUGUCACUGUUUCAUACCUGGCUUUUGAUUUGCUGUGCUGCUUUGGUCCUCCAGCCCCUUCUUCUGUAUUUUUAUUUAAUUUCUUCUUCGUGUGUCCCCCGGCUGCACCUGUAUAAAUACGAGGGUCGCGACUUCCUCUUCCCUUUUUGUAAAUCCCGUGUUGGGAAGAGGUAAGUCAUCUUGUGUAAUCCCCUGUUUUAAGUGUCUUCUGUUAUUAUUUUGCCCUAAUUUAUCAUUACUACACUGUUAUACUGCCAUUUAAGUUUAUAUUGAGCACCGAUGUCGCUCCGUCAUCGUGCUUUAUUGAUUGGAAGAAGGUAUGCGUGGAAUGCUAACUAUGUCAAUUGUGUUUCCUGUAGUUUUGGGCUGGAUCGACACUUAAGCACAUGUUAAUCAUAUCUAUUAUUGUCAACCAGAUUAAACGGAGAGCGCCUCCGAACGUU
This is a messenger RNA of Siniperca chuatsi (mandarin fish), 2026 nucleotides long. RefSeq lists its product as uncharacterized. NCBI's taxonomy places the organism in Eukaryota, Metazoa, Chordata, Actinopteri, Centrarchiformes, Sinipercidae. The transcript is spliced from 2 exons. The record is from RefSeq and is a predicted model, not a curated record. Gene Ontology annotation, biological process: DNA integration. Gene Ontology annotation, molecular function: nucleic acid binding. Bases 120 to 1148 code for a protein of 342 amino acids.